AUGGAAUCUCCCAGGGGCGACUGGGACUCCUUGGACCCUCUCAUGGAAGGCGCCAGCCCCUGGGACACUCCAGGGGCCGCAACUUCCCAGAGGCGAAGGGGGCACCUGGGACCUUUCCACGUGCGGCAGGGACCCUCCCAGGGGAGGCGGAAGCCCCUGGGACACUCCAAGAGGCAGCAAGGCCUCCUGGGAACUUCCGAGAGGCAGCGUGGGACCAGCGACCUUCCCAGGUGCGGCAGGGACUCGUGGGAUCCUCCCAAGGUCGGCGGAGCCCCUGCAACCCUCCCAGGUGCGGCUGGGGACCCCAGGGACCCUCACAGGGGUUGCAGGGUCCCUUGGGACCCACCCAGGUGCAGUGAGGACCCUCUAGGGGCACCGACGGCCCUAGGAGCCUUCUCAGAGGCGACGGGGGCCCCUGUGACCCUUCCGGAGUUGACCGUAUUCCUCGUGACCCUCACAGGGGCAGCGGGAACUCUUCCAGGGGUGGUUGGGGCCGCUGGGACCCUCCAAGAGGCAGCGGAGGCCCCUGAAACCCUCCCAUUUGCGGCUGGGACCCUCCCACACGCAGUGGCAGCCCCUGGGACCGUUCCAUGUGCGGCAUUGGCCCUUGGGACACUUUCAGGGACGGCAGGUGCACAGGGGCGGCGACUGGGGCUCUAUGGACCCUCUCAUGGGCUGCGCGGGCCCCUGGGACACUCCUACCCGGGGGGAGUCUCAGGAGCCCCCGCCGCUCCUGGGAGGGUCUCAGGAGCCCCUGUCGCCUCUAUAAGCGUCCCAGGGGCCCUUGCUGCUUCAAGGUGCCGUGCUGUUCCUGGGAGAGCUACUGAGGGUGCCGCAAUCCCUGGGACAGCCCUUGGGAGCGCCACCGCCCCAAUCAAGGCCCCUGGUGGUGCCACCAUUUCUGGGAGGGCGUCUGAGGGCGCUGCCGUCCCUGGGAAGGCCUCUGGGGGCGUUGCCAUCCCUGGAAGGGCCCAUGGGUCGGCGCCAGCGCCCCUGGCAAGGCCUCUGAGGGUGCUACCAUCUAUGGCAAGGCCUUUAGGGGCGCCACCGCCCCUUGCAGGGCCCCUGAGGGCACCGACGUCCCUGGAAGGGAGAGCUUCUGGAAGCGCCACCGUCCCUGGCAGUGCCAUUGGGAGGAUCGCUGGCCCUGGGAGGGUCCCCGUGAGCGCCGCUGUCCCUGAGAGAGCCACUGGGGGCGACGGCGCCCCUGGCAGAGCCCCUGCCUAUGCCAGCACCUCUAGCAGUGCCCCUGGGGGCGCCAACGUCUCUGGCAGGGCCCAUGGAAGCGCUGCCAUCCUUGGGAGAGCCCCGUGGGGGCUCCACCGCCCCUGGCAGGGCCCCAAGGGCGCCACCGCUCCUGCCUUGCGCCCUGGGAGCGCCGCCAUCUUUGGGAAGGCCCAUGGGGGCGCCGCUGUUCCUGAGAGCGCCACCGCCUCUAUCAAUGCCCCUGGGGGCGCCGUCGUUUCUGGGGGGCCCCCAAGGGUGCUGCCGUUCCUUGGUGGGCCCCUGGGGGCGACAUUGUCCCAGGGAGAGCCCCUGGGGGCGCCAGCGCCCCUAAUAUGCCACCGUCCCUUGCAAGGCUCCUGGAGGUGCCGACGUCCCUGGGAGGACCUCUGGGGCGCCGCUGUUCCUGGGGGCGCCACCGUCCCUGGGAGGGCCUCUGGGGCGCCGCUGUUCCUGGGGACGCCACCGUCCCUGGGAGGGCCCCUGAGAGUGCUCCCAUCCCUGGAAGGGCCUCUGGUUGCACGCAACCCCUGGAAUCUCCGCUCUCCCUGGCAUGACCCCUGGGGACACGCCGUCCCUGGGAGGGCUCCUAGGGCGCCGCUGUCACUGGGAGAGAACCUGCGGGCGCCGCCAUCUCUGGGAGUGCCCCUGAGAGCACCAAAUUUCCUGGGAGAGUCCCUAGGUGUGCCACCGUUCCUGGCACGGCAUCUGGAAGCGCUCCCAUACCUGGGAAGGCACCUGGUUGCAUCCCUGGGGUCGGCACCGCCACUGGGAGGGUCCCUGGGAGCUUCCCUGGGGAUGCCAUUGUCCCUGCGAGGGCCCCUGGGAGCAAGCACCGUCCCUAGGACAGUCUCUGGGAGUGCCACCCUCCCUGGCAGUGUCACUGGGAGGAUCGCUGGCUCUGGGAAGGCCCUCGUGAUCGCUGUUGUCCCUGAGAGAGCCCCUGGGGGCGACGGCACCUCUGGCAGGGCCCCUGCCUAUGCCAACACCUCUAGCAGUGCCCCUAGGAUUGCCAUCGCCUCUGGCAGGGCCCAUCGAGGCGCUGUCAUCCCUGGGAGGGCCGCUGGGGGCUCCACUGCGCCUGGCAGGGCCCCUGGGGGCGCCACCGCUCCUGCCAGGCCCCCUGGGAAUCCCGCCAUCUUUGGGAAGGCCCAUGGGGGCGCCACUGUUCCUGGGAGUGCCACCGCCUCUGACAAGUCCCCUGGGGGCGUCGCCGCAUCUGGGAAGGCCCCUGAGGGUGCUGCCGUUUCUGGGAGCGCUCCUUAG
Messenger RNA from Homarus americanus (American lobster), 2490 nucleotides. Its product is annotated as collagen alpha-1(II) chain-like. Bases 1 to 2490 code for a protein of 829 amino acids. The transcript is spliced from 7 exons. Lineage: Eukaryota; Metazoa; Arthropoda; Malacostraca; Decapoda; Nephropidae. The record is from RefSeq and is a predicted model, not a curated record.